AUGGAAAUUGUGUUAGUGGAGACUUCCCUCCGUUUCCACGUGCCAGAAGGCAUUACCUAUGUCAAGGAGGGAAAUGAGACAUUACUGUUACUCAUUAAUCUGAAUUUGACACAGGAGAAAUCUUCUCAUCCAGGUUCCCACGACUCCUUCAGUUUUUACAUCGACGAAGCCUCACCAGUUGGGCCGGAGCAGCCUGAGACCGUGCAGAACUUUGUCUCUGUGUUUGGCACAGUGGCCAAGAAGCUGAUGAGGAAGUGGUUGGCGACACAGACCAUGAACUUCACCAGCCAGCUGGAGGCGGGCAUCCGCUUCUUUGACCUCCGCAUAUCCACCAAACCCAGAGACCCCGACAACGAGCUCUACUUUGCACAUGGCCUGUUCAGCGCCACCGUACGUGAAGGCCUGGAGCAGAUCAGCGCCUUCCUGGCCUCCCAUGCUCGCGAGGUUGUGUUCCUGGACUUCAACCACUUCUACGGCGUACAGAACCUCCAUCACGAAAAGCUGGUCCAGAUGCUGCGCACCAUCUUCGGGGACCGACUCUGUCCGGUAGUGUUUGCUCAAGAGGUAAGCCUGAAGUACCUCUGGGAGAAAGAGUAUCAGGUGCUGGUCUUCUAUCACAAUCCCAUGGCUCUGGAGGUUCCUUUCCUGUGGCCUGGUCAGAUGAUGCCUGCUCCUUGGGCCAAUACCACAGAUCCCGAGAAGCUCAUUCAGUUCCUUCAAGCCUCAGUAAAGGAUCGGAGACGUAAGGGCACCUUUUUUGUGUCCCAAGUGGUUCUCACUCCCAAAGCAAGCACCGUCAUGAAGGGUGUCACCAGCGGUCUGAGGGAGACCAUCACAGAGAGGGCUCUUCCUGGCAUGAUGCAGUGGAUCCGCUCACAGCGACCUGGGGAAAGUGGAGUAAACAUCAUCACGGUCGAUUUUGUGGAGCUGGGGGAAUUUGUCAGCGCCGUUAUCACCCUCAACUACUACCUGGAUGAUGAGGAAGAGAACGCCACCUGAACCUCCACAUUUCCCACAUCGCUUGUGGUAUCAAUUACUUGCUCCCUCUCUCUUUGCCAUAUUUUUGUUUUAUUGAUUUUUAUUUAUUUUUUGGAUCAUAGAGGCUGUGUUCGUCUGACAUUUUCAGGGCUAAUGGAAACCGUGAGAAUGAUAGUAGACACCAGACACGGUCAGGUGGAAUAAUUUCAGGUUUUGUCUGAGGAUGAACAGGGGCAGAUGGUGAUUUCAUUUCUUUCUGGGCAAAAAAGGUGACUGGCCUUUUCCCAUGUUUCUCUGCUUUCAAUCUGUUGGACUACUAGUUACUGAUCCACAUGCUCGAAACCUUGAUAAGUUCUGCCCAGAUUCUGCUUCUGAUCAAAGUAACAGUAACUUUAACUCAUUUCAUGGGAAUAAAUAUCGUUUGUACAGUGAAUGUGAUGCUGAAUCUAUAGUAGGUUUAUUUCUAGUGGUCAUAGUAACUUGUAUGAUUGUCGAGUUGUAAAUACUUGUAAACCUGUUGAAUUGUAACUUUGCUCACUAUUUGUCAUGCCCGAACAUACGUCAAGAGUUGAGGUUCCCUUUGGGGCCUCGGCCUGGUCUUACAAUGUUGAAGAAGUGAACUAUUAGAUGUUUGUAUUCGCAACCAAAAAUUGCAAUUGUAUGUAACAGCAUUUUUGCCUUUCUGCCAUUAUCAACACUAAUAAGUGAGGCUUUGUAUCUACAUUUUUGUAGUCAUCCUUUACUUUAUCCAACAGAUUCUUUUAUAUAUCCGUGAACAACAUAAAUAUUCUUUGCAUUUGCACUGCUGUGACUGGACUGUUAAAGAGUGGCCACUGAAGUUGCAGAACCACCCCCCCCAUACAAUCCAUCACUUAAUAAUGCACAAUUUGCAUUCAAUCAUAAACAUGCAUACAUAAACAAACAAACACUCAAGAGACUCACUUAAUGGGUGUGAACAGACUUAUUAUGACACCAUUUUCUAAUUAGCCAGACUAAUUGGGUAAAGGGCCAUGCUAAUGUUUUAAUCACACAGAUACCAAGUAAUUGCAUUUGUUCAAUAUAUGACAUUAUGAAACAAUUUCCCUCACUGCUGCCUUCUCUCUUUUACAGUCAGGUGACGCUGGAAAACUAACUAGAAAGUUUGCAGCAUUGUUUGUUUAUUGAAGUGUUUAAAUCAUUUUUAUUAAUGUGACAAUCCCAUGGCCAACCUGGAGCAUGUACUUGCAUUAAUCAUGCCUUUGUACAGUAUAAAAUCGCACGUAGUUGUCUAGGUCAAUAAAUUGUAUGUAAACUUUCUAUGGGUAUAUGUCCUUAUCGAACAUUUCUGACAAAUCUGGUGUACAAUAAAUGUAAAUA
This is a messenger RNA of Sinocyclocheilus rhinocerous, 2334 nucleotides long. RefSeq names its product PI-PLC X domain-containing protein 3-like. The transcript has 3 exons. The coding region runs from base 1 to 999 and encodes 332 amino acids. Gene Ontology annotation, cellular component: synapse. NCBI's taxonomy places the organism in Eukaryota, Metazoa, Chordata, Actinopteri, Cypriniformes, Cyprinidae. Gene Ontology annotation, biological process: lipid metabolic process. The record is from RefSeq and is a predicted model, not a curated record. Gene Ontology annotation, molecular function: phosphoric diester hydrolase activity.